Acanthoscelides obtectus is the source of this 645-nucleotide messenger RNA. The record is from the annotation of a GenBank genome assembly. NCBI's taxonomy places the organism in Eukaryota, Metazoa, Arthropoda, Insecta, Coleoptera, Chrysomelidae.
AUGUGUAAGCAAAUAAUUCCUCCCAACCGAGUCAUAGUUACAAACAAUUUGUUAGGAAGCUUUCUAGAGUCACCUCCUGCACCAGCAAGAAAGGGUAAACGAAACAUAGAGAGAUUCCCUUUUGCUAUAACAUCUGAGCGAUAUCAGGAGAUGUUCAGGAAAAAAGAAGUAUUAAAGAAACAACAGGAAGAAGAGAAGGAAAAUAGAAAAAGGAAGAAGCAGGAAAAACGAAACGAAAAACAAGGUAAAAGUAACAAUUCACAAACAGCAACACAGUGCUCUGCCUGCCUAAAGGUCAUCAGAUCUGGUGAACUACAAAGUGAUGACUAUAAACGAUACUAUCAUCAAAAAUGUGUCCCACAAAGCCACGAACGUAACACACCUAGCGACGACGAUUUAUACAUAUAUCAUAGCUGCUACAGAUUGAGUGAUAGUGACCAGGAUUGUGAAGAUAUUGAUGAUCAGGAAGUCGAUGAAUUAUACGAACAAUAUAAUCAGGCAAAAAAGCAUUUUACAAAUGAUUAUACCACAUUAUAUAAGACCCGUCCAAUAAAUGAUGCGUUCAAUAACUAUAUUUUUUUUGCAUAUGUUCAAAUUAUCAUUGUUAGUGUAAAUUCUGCAAAGCUAUUUUUAAAUAUGUUCUAG